AUGACAUCUGUCAUUAAAGAUAUAAAACCACUUAGUAUCGUAGAAGGUGAAGGAUUUCGUGAAUUUAUGCAUAUAGCUGUGCCAGAAUAUAUUGUCCCGUGUAGAAUGACUGUAACAAGACAAAUUUACCAAAUGGCAAUAGUUGAAAGGGAGAAUUUAAAAAAGGUUUUGAAAUAUAUACCUAAUGUGUGUUUAACUGUUGACUUUUGGACUUUUGUGGCAAAUAAUAGUUACUUGGGUGUAACAUGCCAUUUUUUGGAAAAUUGGAAAUCAAGAAAUAGAAUUUUGGAAACAGUUGAGGUACCGGAAUCGCAUAAUUCGGAAAAUAUUACUAAUAAUAUAAAAUCUGUAAUAAAAAAUUGGCAAAUUGGAAAUAAAGCGUGUGCUAUUGUCAGUGACAAUGCGGCUAAUAUGGUGAAAGCUAUUAAUGACAUAGGUCAGGAUAAUUUAAUUAGAUGUACUGCACAUUCUAUCCAAUUGUCUGUAAAUGCCGGGCUCCAAAAUGAUUUAGUUAAAACAUUAACAAGCAAGUUACGAGCAAUUGUUGGUCAUUUUAAUCGAAGUUCGUCAUCACAACAUGAAUUAGAUAAGGAACAAGAAAGAUGUAUGGAAGAUAAAAGUAAGCUAAUUCAAGACUGUAUAACUAGAUGGAAAUAA
Acyrthosiphon pisum (pea aphid) is the source of this 657-nucleotide messenger RNA. Its product is annotated as zinc finger BED domain-containing protein RICESLEEPER 3-like. Bases 1 to 657 code for a protein of 218 amino acids. NCBI's taxonomy places the organism in Eukaryota, Metazoa, Arthropoda, Insecta, Hemiptera, Aphididae. The transcript has a single exon. The record is from RefSeq and is a predicted model, not a curated record.